AUGGUCAACCAACCAAAUGUUACGCGAGCUUCAACGGCGGCAGCAAAGAAGUUGAAAUCCUUGUCAAGCGGGAAGGACGCGACUGAAGUACAUAAGGCAUUAGUACCGUUACCGAUAGAUGGUGAGGAAGUCAACGCGACUGAUGGUAGAAUGGACCCAGGAUACAUACCUGUUGAUAACCGUGCCAAUGAUCCUUUGGUGUUUGAUGACGAGGAGGAAAACCUGGGUGGGAAGGAUAGGGAAGAACCAAUAGAACCGGAUUUCAUAGAGUAUAUGAAAGCUGUUCCAGAUACGGAAAAGAAUCCUGUCAAUCCAAUUUCUGGGUUGUUAGAACAAGCUUUAGCCGCCCAAUUAGGUGGACGCACUGAGAUGGCAAACAAGUAG
Molecule: messenger RNA, 384 nt
Organism: Puccinia triticina
Lineage: Eukaryota; Fungi; Basidiomycota; Pucciniomycetes; Pucciniales; Pucciniaceae
Exons: 4
Coding region: 1-384 (127 amino acids)
Source: RefSeq, a predicted model, not a curated record